GUGUAAGGGCUGCUAUUGACAAUAAUAUUGUCUCGUGUAAGGGCCGCUUUUUAAAUGUUCACGUCGAUGUGUAAACUCCACUAAAUUCCACUCACACACGCGAAAUCCACGCAUAUUUUUAAUUAUAAAUAGACCUGGCAUCCCUAAAAAAGACUCAAUUGUCCUGUCAUUCCACACUUGAUAAUCAAGCUUACAGUGAGUCAACCUUUCAUAAGAUUUACAAUCUUGGUAUCGCGCAACAUUAUUAUUCGCUUCCAAUGUUGCACGUAAGAUAAUAGAAAUAGGUGCAAAUCAUAUUCCUAAUGUUACCAAGAAUUACAAACUUUCAUUUAAACACAUUUCAAUACGAUUUAAUCGACGAUAUCUAAUUUUAGCAAUUGUGUUCGCAAAAAUUUUGUUGUGAUCUUUUGCAUUUGUUAAAUAUAAAGAAUGUUUUUAACUCAUAUCCAAUUUGCAUGUUUUAUUUUCCUGCCAAUACCUUCUAUGUAUUAUCUUGGUGGAUACAAGAGUAAUGGAAAAACAUUACGCAUAGCGAAAGGGAAACAUUUUUAGUCAAUCGUGGAUUCGUGCAAAGUGCAAGAGUUUUAAUUCGUCGUAAGCAUUGUCUAAGAAGUAAUGGAUAUACGAUAGUGACUAGCAAUUUUGUGCUUUUCGUGAUCGCUCGCAUAGGAGCGACUGACGCAAAAAUACACAAGAGGAAGGUGGCAGAGCACCAGUACAGCUGAAAAGUAAUUAGCUUUUUAAUCAAUCAAUUUCGAUUCCUACGAGCUGUGGAGAGUGUUUGUGGCGACAAUUACUUGAUAGUGUUGUGAUAUUUGGGUUCGUGGCUUAACGGAGCACUGCCAUACAGUUGCUAAGCAAGAGAAAAUGUCUAACAAAAUUAACAAUCCAAAAAGGCGAGAGGUCACUGGUUCAUCGUCUUCUAAUUCAUCUAUUUCAUCGGUCGGAGCUGGGGAUAACGGAAUUUCGGCAGAUUUGGCAUCGUUAUUCGAGUGCCCGGUAUGUUUCGAUUAUGUACUACCACCAAUAUUACAGUGCCAAAGUGGUCACUUGGUGUGUACAAGUUGCCGUUCAAAAUUAACUUGCUGUCCCACAUGUCGUGGCUCUCUGGGGAAUAUUCGAAACUUGGCAAUGGAGAAGGUUGCCUCAAAUGUAAAAUUUCCUUGCAAGCAUUCAAACCAUGGCUGUACUGUCUCAUUAGUUUACACCGAAAAGGCUGAGCACGAAGAAGCUUGCGAGUUCCGACCCUAUCUCUGUCCAUGUCCGGGAGCAUCAUGCAAAUGGCAAGGGUCACUAGACUAUGUGAUGCCUCAUCUGAUGAUGUCCCACAAAAGCAUUACCACACUCCAGGGAGAGGACAUUGUGUUUCUCGCAACUGACAUCAAUCUCCCCGGUGCCGUCGAUUGGGUCAUGAUGCAGUCUUGCUUCGGACACCAUUUCAUGUUGGUGCUUGAGAAACAGGAAAAAUAUGACGGCCAUCAACAGUUCUAUGCGAUUGUUCAACUAAUCGGAUCUCGAAAGGAAGCGGAAAAUUUCGCCUACCGACUGGAGCUAAACGGUAAUCGUCGCCGGUUAACCUGGGAAGCAAUGCCCCGAUCCAUUCAUGAAGGAGUGGCCAGCGCGAUCCUCAACUCGGACUGUCUUGUGUUCGAUACCUCAAUUGCACAGCUUUUUGCCGAUAAUGGUAAUCUUGGUAUUAAUGUGACUAUAUCCGUUGUGUAGAAAGGGACGUUUCGUUGACAUUUCAUUACUUCUAAAAUGCAUUAAAUUAAUUCUACAUCACAUACGUAUAGCAUAUGCAUAUGAUAGCAAGAAAGCAUAACUCAUUGAAAAAUUGAUAAGCGUAAAUUGACGGGGCAUAUAUUACCUCUAUUGAAAUCAAUUAUGCAAGUAGAGAUGUAGUUUAGUUUUGAGGAGCGAUAGAUUGAAUUGACAUAAAAAAUACAAUCAACCGGCGUGAAUUGGUAUGGUAGGAUUUUUAUCUCGAAAUAGAAGGUAGAAAGUAUCCUCCUCUUGCGCAAAUGGACGACUUACGAUUUUUUUCCACAUUUAGUUGAUAUUGUCAGGAUGUAAAAAUUUCAGUCAAUAAACUAAUUUUAUUGAAAGCAUAGAAAAUGUUUUGUUUCUGUCACUGUUAACUAUGUU
This is a messenger RNA of Malaya genurostris, 2145 nucleotides long. RefSeq names its product E3 ubiquitin-protein ligase sina (gene sina). Gene Ontology annotation, cellular component: cytoplasm. NCBI's taxonomy places the organism in Eukaryota, Metazoa, Arthropoda, Insecta, Diptera, Culicidae. The record is from RefSeq and is a predicted model, not a curated record. Bases 868 to 1722 code for a protein of 284 amino acids. Gene Ontology annotation, biological process: proteasome-mediated ubiquitin-dependent protein catabolic process; multicellular organism development. Gene Ontology annotation, molecular function: ubiquitin conjugating enzyme binding; ubiquitin protein ligase activity; zinc ion binding. The transcript is spliced from 2 exons.